Molecule: messenger RNA, 1291 nt
Organism: Plutella xylostella (diamondback moth)
Lineage: Eukaryota; Metazoa; Arthropoda; Insecta; Lepidoptera; Plutellidae
Source: RefSeq, a predicted model, not a curated record
AUGAUGUUGCACAACAACCGCAUGGAAAACUUGAGGAAAAGUAGAGAAAUAGCUUUAGACUUAAUAGAAGACACCAAAGAUCUUUUUGAAGGUAUUUUCGUUGAUAAAAGUCCGUCUGCAAGUGCAGUUAGAAAAAGAGGGAAAGUUACUCCCGAUAGCGCAAUAGACGUAGAUAUAGGCCCUAGCACUAGUACUGACAGGAAACAUACAGAGUAUGUAAAGUAUGGUAAAAUUACCUUUGACACAACUGCAAUAUUACAUCACUACCCGCAGAAUCGUAAAUCUAGUGCAACUAGCAACCACUGCGCGGAUGCAGGCAAAAACGUACCAAACAAAUCAGACCUUAAUCUACCUCUGAAGGUAAACAGCAUCGAAAACAACAACGAUGAUAAAUCAGAAAACAAAGAAACGCCGGUAGUGGGAGAGAAAAAAACUGAAGUCGUUACGAAUAAUAACGGCACAAACACAGUUGCCAAAGUAGAUUGUUUGGUGAAAUCAGAUAAAGGGACAAUACUUGUAAACCCAGUUAAAUUUACAGAAGAAAAACUAGUAUGAGAUUUGGAGACCUCAUUUUUUUCGGUCCAUUUUAGAUUAAGCCGCCUCUGGUACCAUUCCCUGAGCCGUUAUACCCGCAGACGUAAAAUAAAAACAAAAGACAUAUCCAUAUACGAAAUGCUGUAAAUAUUGUAAAGAAAUUCGUCAAAAAGACUGGUGUCGUAGAAAAAACUAAAUAGAAAUAAAAAGAGCUAUUGUAAAAUAAUAAUUCUUAUGAUAAAAUCCCGUUGUUGUGUCUAGAUUACUAAAAUAUAGAAUUUUUAAAAUAGAUAAAUAUUUUAAAAUAUUCCAAUCCGUCUUAAAAAAAUGCGAAAUUUUAUUAACUACUAGUGAAGGAGCUUAGCUGCUAAUCAAUAUGGUAAGUCACUUAUCUACUUCCUUAUCAACAUGCUCAAUGUAUCUAUCUGUAUAAUAUAUACUGCCUACCAAUAGAAAUAUUCAAUAAAAUCACAUGACAUCAUCAUAAUACAUUCACGAUGUCGUUAGGUGCUGAAGUACAAAAUUACUGAUGACAUUGUUAGCAAUGCAAACAUAAUGCGUUAGAUGCAGACCAGGUAUUUGUAUAUUUUAUUAACCAAUUCAAUAAAACAAAUUCAAAGGUUACUGAACUGAUUAAAACGAAAUUAUUUAUACUUAAUUAACUUUUUCGCUACACAUUGAUAAGAAACAGAAGUCCGUUCCAUUGCCAAUCAAUCAAUCACUGUUAAAUCUUUUCACGUUAACAUACAUUUUACAA